UCGCGCUGCGCGUUAUAAACAAAGCAACGCCUGUGCGUGUGCAACAAUUUGCGUCGUUUGACAAGAAGAGCAAAAAAAAAAAAAAAAAGUUCUGGUGGACAUUUUUUCAAGGGGGUGAAGUUUUGAUCUCGGGACAAUCAGAAGUUUCAUCCACAGGUCCUACGGCUCUUCGACAUGGAUGACAUCCAGGCUGCGGACUCCAAACCCCUGCUGGUGGACAGGGAACUGCCGGGCUUGAGAGAGGCUGUUCAGCAGCUUGUUAUCAAGGAGCAUGAUGUGGACACUCCUCAUGGCAGAAUCCACUGUACAAUGAAGGGCGUUCCCAAGGGGGACAGGCCGGUCAUACUCACCUUCCACGACAUCGGACUGAACCACAAAACCUGCUGGGACACGCUCUUCAACCACGAGGACAUGGCCGAGAUCAUGCAGCACUUCGCCGUGUGUCACGUCGAUGCCCCCGGGCAGCACGAGGGAGCCAACACCUUUUCAACCGGAUACGAGUAUCCGUCUAUGGACCAACUCGCUGAGACUCUCCCACAUGUGUUGAAGCACUUUGGGUUGAAGAGCGUCAUCGGAAUGGGCAUCGGCGCCGGGGCCUACGUCCUGACCAGGUUCGCUCUGGACUACCCAAACAUGGUAGAAGGCUUGGUUCUCAUCAACAUCAACCCGUGUGCAGAGGGAUGGAUGGACUGGGCUGCACACAAGAUCAGCGGCUGGACCCACGCCAUGCCCGACAUGAUCAUCACCCACCUCUUCGGGAAGGAGGAGAUCCAUCACAACCAGGACCUGAUCGCAACGUACCGCCAUCACAUCAUAAAUGACAUGAACCAGUACAACCUGCAUCACUUUGUCAAGUCCUACGAAAGUCGAAGGGAUCUGGAGAUCGAGAGGCCUGUCCCUGGAAGCAACGUCAGAACCCUCAAGUGUCCUUCUCUGCUGGUCGUGGGCGACAGCUCCCCCGCCGUGGAAGCAGUGGUUGAGUGCAACACCAAGCUGGACCCGACCAAGACCACCCUGCUUAAGAUGGCCGACUGCGGCGGCAUGCCCCAGGUUGACCAGCCCGGCAAACUGACAGAGGCUUUCAAGUACUUCAUUCAGGGCAUGGGAUACAUGCCCUCCGCCAGCAUGACCCGCCUGGUCCGCUCCCGCACGGCCUCCGGCUCCAGCGUCACCUCCAUGGACGGCAACCGCUCGCGCUCGCACACCACCGACGGCAACCGCUCGCGCUCGCACACCAACGAGGGCAGCCGCAGCCGCAGCCACACGGCCGAGAACCAGCGCGCCCGCUCCCACACGGACGGCUCCAUGGACGGCACCGGCAGCAGCGGUGCCGACCAGGCCGUGCCCAAGUCCGCCGAAGUGUCCUGCUAGGCGGCGCCCGCCACCCUCCAGAACCCCUCAGUCUAGCGCUGCGCUGCCCCUAACUGACGCACGCUCGGGUUUGUCGAGACGCACAGCGGACGCUCGCCUGCAGGGUUUUGCAGUCGCCGCCCCGGUUUAGACGCCUUCUCCGCGCUUGCAUGUUCUGAGGGACUGUCACGCUCGGCACCAACACCAGCUGAGCGUGCAGUUAGGGGCAGCGCAGCCUCUGGGGACACCGAAGCAGAGAAUGUCGGAGAAAGCUGUGGCUGCGCGUACACCAGCUUCUACAUGUAUCUCUAAUAAUCUCUUCUAAAAAUCAUUUUAAUUUUGUUUUCCCUUCACCCCGUCCGUCUUUUACCGUACUGACACAGCUUUCUCACAUUAUACCUGACUGUAAAUGACUUCUCUCUCUCUCUGUAAUUGUUGGAUCAUUUAUUGUUUUGUUUAUAUUUUCUGAAUUGUUGUCGUUUGUACGUAGGAGCAAAUCUGUAGAUGACGAGAGAGCAAAGAGGCACCUGGAUGAAUAAAAAAAUGAUGUAACAUGACCUAACGCUAAAACUUUAAGGGACAGACUUCAAAUAUGUCGUGUUAAUAUGGCAAAUAAUCUUGUUUCACUUUGCCAAUGUGCAUUAACACCCAUGUGUUAUAUUAUUUCACAAUUGUAACAUUAAUCUCCAGGAAUCCAAUGAUGAUAUUUAGCACAUAAGCGUCAAUGAAUCAAAACACACACAAAUUCAAAGGUUUCACCUUGUAUGCUUCACGAACGAAUCACGGCUUCAGACUUUUUUUUUAUUUCUUCUGAUGAUUUCUAUGCAAGCAAGCGUAACGAAACAAAGACGUGCCAUGGAACUGUUCACCUCUUACGCGUGAUGCUCCUAUGUAGCCGUGGGGACUGUGGGUGAGUGAAGUAAUAGGUCCACAUGUUAAUAUGAACAUAGCCAUAGAACUUACCUGACACCUAUUACUCCUAUUUUACUUGCACUACAGCGACGUUUAUUGCUUCGUAGGACAUAUACAGGGCUUUGUAAAGACGUGAUGCACAACCACUUAAUGCUGUAGACGAGCAUUAAAAUGACGUAAGAGUUUGUAUUUAUUAAAAAAAAUGACAAUAUAAACCUUGUA
Betta splendens (Siamese fighting fish) is the source of this 2484-nucleotide messenger RNA. RefSeq names its product N-myc downstream regulated 1a (gene ndrg1a). Gene Ontology annotation, biological process: signal transduction. Bases 175 to 1371 code for a protein of 398 amino acids. The record is from RefSeq and is a predicted model, not a curated record. NCBI's taxonomy places the organism in Eukaryota, Metazoa, Chordata, Actinopteri, Anabantiformes, Osphronemidae. The transcript is spliced from 16 exons. Gene Ontology annotation, cellular component: cytoplasm.